GCGUGGAUCGGCGUUGGCACCUUAACGCUCUGACUAUAUAUUUAACCUCCGAACAUGUCGCGGAUCCAAACAUUCCGGUGGAUCGUUAAAAGUGACUUAAAACCUGUCGAAAUGUUCGAUUGAGCGUGGUUGAAAAAUUCGUCUACGAGCAUUUCUAUUCUUCGCUUCUUUUUUUGUUGUUGUCGUUGUUGUUUUUUUUUCGUGACGAACGAGGAGCUUGGAGAAAUAUUACGAAACUCCUGUCUCGAUUUUAAGGCUUGUAUCCGAAAGGAAAAUUCGAUUUAACCGGAUGUGAAGAUUCGACGGCGAAGUGACUCGAUGUCGACGAAUCGCCGGGGAAAAAUCGUCGGAAAAGUGGUUCGUGUACGUGACAGUGUUCUGUGAUCGGGUAACGAGACCGUUUUCAUUAGCGACGUGUUUACAUGCCGCCGCUUUUCGUGACUUUAUCAGCGGCCCACUAAAUCCAAACCCUUUGUGCGCCCACGCCAAAUUUCUUCCUCGGCGAGGAGGGGGGCGGGGGCGGAAAGAGAAAAGAGGAAAAACUCGACUCACCCCCCGGCCUCGGCGGACCGCGAGUCUCACUCAAUUAGCGAUGAGGUCAACCCUCCCAAUGUCGUAAUUAAGCCUCGAAUUAUUUCAUCAACGAUCCUCCUCCGGGAGGAGCCCGUCGUUUAGUGCACAUUUAAAUCGAGUGGGGAAAAUAGUGGGGGUCAUAAUUGGAGAUAUUGAGGGGCAAGUUUGAGUGCUGAACUUGUCGAGCCUCCCGGAAAAUGGUGUUUGGAAAAGUUUUGGAGAGUGCGCCGGUGAGAUAGGAGCCGAAGGAAGUUGCCACCGCUCUCCGCAAACUCCGCAACUCCGAAUUUCCUUUUCCCAUACUUCUGGGCCUCUCGAGACACUUCCUCCGCGGUUAAGUGGCCAUUGGCAUUUCGGGGAAUAUCCGACCCUCCAGGAACUCGCAUAUUCGGGAGGGAAAGCUCAUAAAAUCGGAGCGGCCGAGUGAAAACUCGUGAAAAACUUGACUCCCUCGGACCGAGGGCCAGUUGCUCCGGCUCGCUUCCGAUUCAACCUCCCAAUUGUCGUCACGUGCUCGGGCUCGGCCUCCAAGUUUUUUCUUUCGUGAUUAACUUCUCCCCUCGGGCUGCCAACUGUCAAAAGAGCUUGCGGAGCACCGACGAGAUGGAGCGGUGAAAAGUCCUCUCGCAAUUACUCCCCUGCUGGCCACCCGUCCUGGCUUGCUCUUCCGAGACACGUUUUUCACACUUCAACUUACGAAUAGUGAAACUCCCAAGCUCGAAGAGAUAUUCGCCAUGAUCGAAGCUUCGAAAUUUCGUCAUCCCAAGUUCAGUGAACGAAACAGAGUGAAUUCAAUGGAUUAACGCUUUUGGGACGAGGAUACUCCGCGACCAUGCACAACGUCUGAUCCACCACGCUCCCUAUUCCUUCCUUCUUGACCCGAGGAGGAAUCAACUCUUGUCAAAUACAACCACGGACAUGGCUAUGAGAUGGCAAACCCGGCUUUCCAUUGCUGCUGUACUAUUCAUCUGCACGGAAGACACUCUGAGCAUGGGAGAUCGCGGCACCGAACCAGAACGGAGUUCCGGCCAGGCUAGACCCCGACAACAGUUGUUGGAUCCUGUUACCGGAUUAAAAAUGAAACCGGAUCCAACUUUUGAUUACACGCAACCAACGAACGUCACCGCUCUUAUCGGCAAAACGGCUUAUCUGACCUGCCGAGUUCGCCAUCUCGGUGACAAAACGGUGUCCUGGGUGAGACAUCGAGACAUUCACAUACUAACCGCAGGAGCUUACACUUACACGAGCGACCAGCGGUUUCAGGCACUGCACAGACAAACAUCGGGGCAAAACAGCGAGUGGACAGAAUGGACGCUUUGCAUAAAGUGGGCACAGGAACGAGAUCAAGGGAUUUACGAGUGUCAAAUAUCCACCAUACCUCUGAAGUCUCAUCAGUUUCGUCUGAACGUUGUUGUUCCAACGGCAGCAAUACUCGGGGGACCGGAAUUGUACGUAGGUGCCGGUAGCACGAUAAAUCUAACGUGUGCGAUAAGAUUCAGUUCCGAGCCACCGGCCUAUAUAUUCUGGUAUUACGACGACAACGUACUAAGCUACGACAGUCCACGUGGUGGAGUUUCCGUUAUAACCGAGAAGGGUACUGACGUUACGACAUCAUGGCUACUGAUACAAUCUGCACAGGCGUCCGACUCUGGUGAAUACAGCUGCAAGCCGAGCAACGCCAAUACAGCGUCAAUCAGAGUUCACGUGGUAAACGGCGAGAGACCGGAAGCGAUGCAGACUGGUACAGCGGGGCCGAUAUUAUCGUCGAGCUGUCUUCUCGUGUCACUCAUCAUUUUGUACAUAUCCUCGGUGUAAAGAUAAAUAAAAAAAUAAUAAAAAAAAAUAAUUAAAAAAAAAAAA
Molecule: messenger RNA, 2433 nt
Organism: Venturia canescens
Lineage: Eukaryota; Metazoa; Arthropoda; Insecta; Hymenoptera; Ichneumonidae
Product: kin of IRRE-like protein 2
Exons: 5
Coding region: 1492-2388 (298 amino acids)
Biological process (GO): synapse organization
Cellular component (GO): neuron projection membrane
Source: RefSeq, a predicted model, not a curated record